Molecule: messenger RNA, 560 nt
Organism: Phytophthora nicotianae INRA-310
Lineage: Eukaryota; Oomycota; Peronosporomycetes; Peronosporales; Peronosporaceae
Exons: 1
Coding region: 1-507 (168 amino acids)
Source: RefSeq, a predicted model, not a curated record
AUGGAGACGCCGUAUGCUGUUCCUGUUGACGAUAUCGCCAAACCCAACGCAAACCCAGCACAAGUUGUGGUAGCCAUUCCAGUUGAAGAAACGAAGAUCGACAGGGAUCCAUCCGGCAUCUUGCUCGGCAAAUGGGAAGCUCAGCUCUGUGGGUGCUGUACGCACUGCGUUCCCAACUGCCUCAUGGCAACCUUCUGCCCCUGUAUUUCAGUAGCGCAGAUUUCAGCUCGUCUGGGUAUGACGACGUACACGUGCGCUCUGCUCACUUUCGUGCUGCUGUUCGCGUUUACUUGCGGUUUCGCGCAUGUAGUUCUCUUCGUGUGGAUCUGGCAGCUACGCCAGAUGACCAGAGAGCGCUUCAAAAUCCCCGGCGGGUGUUGUGAGGACUACUGCGCGUCCUUUUGGUGCCCUUGCUGCACACUCACUCAGAUCGCUACGCACGUCAAGAGCUACAAGCCAGGAAGCUGCGACUUCGGACCGCCAGACACACUUCCAGCUUACAAGUAGGCUUAAGAGACUCAAGAUAUAAUGCAGGCAUCUCAUCUAAGCGAAUGAAAACA